CCGGCGGCGUGAGCCAAUGGCGGCGGCGGCCCGUCCCGCGGUCCUGCCCGGCCCCGGCCGCACUGCGCCGCCCGCCGCCCUCCCCUCGGCGGCACCAGCACCGGCAUCGGGAGACGGUGUCGCGGCGGCUCAGAGUGCAGCGGGCGCUGCCUCCGCUCCCGGCGUCGUGGGAUCUCUGUCUGCUCGCCCGUGCAUGGACGGCGCGCGCUCCGGCCCGCCGCAGGGACAGGGUCGCGCGGCUUGGAGCUCCUUCCUGAUGGGCAGGAAAAUUGUUUGUGGAUAAAAGAGCCAGAGCCACUUUCCAACUCUGGCUGCGGGCGGGCGCACUGCCAGCCCUGGGCCACCACUUUCUUGUUGAUGAGGUUUGGUGUGUUAGAGUGAAUACCUGCAUCUACAGAACCCAGGGCCGCCUGCAGGAACCAGUUGGAAGGACCUGGCUCAGGUGUGAAAGGAGCGCUUUUUGAAGGUUCCAGGGCUGCAGAGGGUUGGCACACGGAAGGCUCCAGCAGAUCCAGCCUUCUCUAGCACAGGCAAGAGAGGAAGUGCAGGUUGGUCUGGGGUGGUGUGACCCAUGCUUUGAGACUCCCGGAGGCCAGCAUGCCGUGGGACACCAGGCCUGGACGCAGCGCCAACGGAGGGCCCGAGGGUCCCGGCGCAGCUCGCUUGCGGGUGCAGAAGCAGUGCCGGAAGUCAUCCUUCGCCUUCUACCUGGCAGUGCGAGAUCAGCUGCCAGUUUGGCUACUCGAGGACAUACGUGCCAGCGAAGCCUUCCACUGUGAUGAGCGGGGGCGCGCUGCGGCCUAUUCGCCUUCGGAGGCUCUGCUCUAUGCGCUUGUGCACGACCACCAAGCCUAUGCACACUACCUGCUAGCUACCUUCCCGCGGUGUGCACUCGCCCCACCUAGCGCGGGCUUCCGCUGCUGCACCGCGCCUGGGCCUCACGUGGCGCUGGCGGUGCGCUACAACCGCGUGGGCAUCCUGCGGCGCAUCCUGCGAACGGUGCAGGACUUCCCAGUGGAAGAGCGCGUGCGCCUCCUCGACCGCCGUGGCUGCAGCCGCGUGGAGGGCGGUGGCACGUCGCUGCAUGUGGCCUGUGAGCUCGCACGCCCCGAGUGCCUCUUUCUGCUGCUUGGCCACGGAGCUUCUCCAGGCCUUCGAGAUGGCAGUGGCUUUACACCAUUGGAGCUGCUGUUGCGCCAGCUGAACCAGGACGCCAGCUCAGCCCCCACUAAGGCUGAGGCAGCUUCUGCCACGGUCAAUGCUGCCACCGCCAACACCACUUCGUCUGAGGAGGUGUGUCAGCGCCGCCUGCUGCUGCUUGACCUGCUAGUACUGUACACCCCGGGGGGCGUCGUAGGUCCAGCUCGAUGUGAACUGCUAGGAGACCAGCUACGCUGGCAGCGGUUGUUGGGUGAGGACAAGUUCCAGUGGCUGGCAGGGCUGGCGCCACCCUCCCUCUUUGUCCGUGCCAUGCAGGUGUUGGUCACCACUAUCUCACCUGGCCGCUUCCCGGAGGCCUUAGAUGAACUGCCUCUGCCAUCGUUUUUGCAGCCCUUGGACCUCACGGGCAAGGGCUAGACUCAGGGGACCCUGACACAGUAUAUGGGGACAGAAGUAUUUUUUUGAGAGCAUUGUACUUGGCACUUUACAUAUAUGGAUCGUUGACUGUACAGAG
Mus musculus (house mouse) is the source of this 1675-nucleotide messenger RNA. It is a transcript of the gene Ankrd9, whose product is annotated as ankyrin repeat domain 9. Gene Ontology annotation, cellular component: cytoplasmic vesicle; cytosol. The record is from RefSeq and is a predicted model, not a curated record. Gene Ontology annotation, biological process: protein ubiquitination. The transcript has 4 exons. Lineage: Eukaryota; Metazoa; Chordata; Mammalia; Rodentia; Muridae. The coding region runs from base 598 to 1578 and encodes 326 amino acids.